This is a messenger RNA of Branchiostoma floridae (Florida lancelet), 1604 nucleotides long. RefSeq names its product zinc finger and SCAN domain-containing protein 2-like. The record is from RefSeq and is a predicted model, not a curated record. The coding region runs from base 186 to 1121 and encodes 311 amino acids. Gene Ontology annotation, biological process: regulation of transcription by RNA polymerase II. The transcript has 2 exons. Gene Ontology annotation, molecular function: RNA polymerase II transcription regulatory region sequence-specific DNA binding; DNA-binding transcription factor activity, RNA polymerase II-specific. Gene Ontology annotation, cellular component: nucleus. Lineage: Eukaryota; Metazoa; Chordata; Leptocardii; Amphioxiformes; Branchiostomatidae.
UUCAGACAUCACAAAAUUAGUUGGGUAAUCAGUGAUCCUGACCCGUAGUGACCUUUAACCCUAGGUCGUAUUUUUUGUGUCAUCCAUCUUGGUAUGGUGUUCGAAUUCUAGGACGUCUUUUUUGGCUUCAAAGAAAAUACUUCGACCCACAUUCCCUCUUAGUUACGGUGUAUCUCUCAAUCAGUAUGCCCGAACAACAGGAGUUCAUCUGUGGCCUCUCGCACGAGGUGACCAUAGCAGUCCUCCCCAGACUGAAUAUGCAGGAGCUCAUGUUUGAACUCAACAGAAGGAUAACAGGUCUUGACAAAGAGAACAGCAUCAAGGACAGACUGGUUAGUAUCCUUAGGGACCUGAUGUUGGAGGAAUACCGUCAGCUGGAAAGGAAGUCAAAAUUCUGUUCUUCAGACGAAAUGACGACAACCGUUCAAGAACUCGAGACAGUGACCGUGCAUGAUAGUUUUUCGAUCGCGUUCGUCGAUACAAUGUCGUCAGCUUCAAACAACCCCACUUUCAUAACGCAGGUGCUAGAUACAAAUAUUCCAACCAGUAAUUCUUGCGCAGAAAAACCUUCAGAAGGAGACAUAGCCUGUGAGGAAACACCUUUGGAACAUCGGGAGACAUAUUUGGCUUGUCAACCUAUUUCAGAGCAGGCUUCUGAGAACAAGGCCUCUCCUCUUACUGACAAUGGUUCACGAAUUGGUCGCAAACAGUAUCUCUGUGACGUGUGCGGAUUUAAAACCUUGUACGCUAGCAGUUUCUCCAUUCACAUUAGAACACACACGGGGGAGAAACCGUUCCAGUGUAGUCAAUGUGACUACAAGUCGAUAUCUAAAGGAGACCUAGCUCGCCAUUUGAAAAGGCACACGGAGGAAAAACCUCACAGUUGUGAAAUGUGUGACUACAAGACCUACCGAAAGUCAGAUCUAAAGACGCAUAUGAGGCGCCACACGGGUGCAAAACCCUACCAAUGUGAGCAAUGUGACUACAAGACAGCUUAUCAGCCUGGUCUUGUCAGGCAUAGGAGGCGUCACACUGGUGAGAGACCCUACAGUUGUCAACAGUGUGACUACAAGGCAGGAGAUAGGUCCUGCCUUAUCAAGCAUAUGAGAAAGAAACACUAGCAAAACCAGUUGUCAAGAGUUUGACUUGACAAGGCAACUGAAAAGGGAGGCCUUCUCAGGCAUAUGAGAAACAAGCACCAAUGAAAGUACUGUCAGUUUUGAUCAACGAAGAAACUGCUGCAUUUCUCACAGCAACUAUUGAUGGAAAACGAUACCUAAUAGACGAUUACCCAAGAUUCAUGUGAUUUUUGUUGCUAAGUUUGUUUCUGUAGAUAGCUUGCGUUUUGGGUUGACCUCCACUGAUUAAGAAAACUUUGUGCCUGCAUAUUUACUUACAUAUAGGUAAACACACAACUGUGAACAACCAUUGACUAUAAUAAAGAUAGGAUGUAACUUUGUGUUAUUCUUGUAUUAAUUAUUUGUGAUGUUGUGCACUUUGUAUCAGUACAUGUCUUUGUAGUUAACAAUUGCAACUUAAGUUCCACAAACCCAUACCUUCGCCAAAUGGCUUUAACCUUAAUAUGAAUAUACAUGUACAGCUGU